This is a messenger RNA of Glarea lozoyensis ATCC 20868, 315 nucleotides long. RefSeq lists its product as uncharacterized. The record is from RefSeq and is a predicted model, not a curated record. The transcript has a single exon. Bases 1 to 315 code for a protein of 104 amino acids. NCBI's taxonomy places the organism in Eukaryota, Fungi, Ascomycota, Leotiomycetes, Helotiales, Helotiaceae.
AUGAGGCUUGGCUUACUUGCUCGUCAAAAGGUGGGUCAUCUUCCACAGCCAAAGCCAUUUGCAAGACCCCUGCCAUCUGGUUCUGGUGGUGUCUUGUCCGUUGCUCCCGUACAGCUUCACUCCGUAACUUUCACAAUAUUAUUUUCCCUUUCUGGUCGACUCGAGAAAGAACACAUAUACGCCGCACCUUCCUCUUUGGUGUGUAUUUCAACUUCCACCAAGUUGCUCCCAGCUUGUCUCUCCUUGCUUUCCUCAUCAUCCUUGUUCCUUGAACCAAACCUCCGGAUCUACGACGCAUUCCCUAUCGCAACUUAA